Messenger RNA from Apodemus sylvaticus (European woodmouse), 4194 nucleotides. RefSeq names its product SANT and BTB domain regulator of CSR (gene Sanbr). The record is from RefSeq and is a predicted model, not a curated record. NCBI's taxonomy places the organism in Eukaryota, Metazoa, Chordata, Mammalia, Rodentia, Muridae. The transcript is spliced from 22 exons. Bases 295 to 2451 code for a protein of 718 amino acids.
AGCGGGCGCAGGCGGGUGCGGCCGCGGCUGGUGAGGCUGCCUCAGCCUGGCGUGUGCGCCGGGUCGCGCGGUUCUGGGCGCGAGCGCGGGCGGUGUCGGCCGCUGCAGGUGACACCGGCGCGGUGAGGGCCGCCGCGGCCCUGUGGAGAUGAGGAAACUGAGACACGGAUUAUCUGAACUAGAUAAUAUCUUAAUGGUAGAACCAAGAUAUAAAAUUGGACAGUUUGACUUCAGAAUCUGUACUUGUAACUCGUAACUCGUACACUGUACUGGGCCUUCAGUAAGCUCUAAAAGAUGAGUCGUGGAUAUUCAGAAAACAAUAAUUUCCUUACUAAUAAUAACCAAAUGGUAUUGGAUAUGAUCCUUUAUCCAUUGAUUGGAAUCCCUCAGACCAUCAACUGGGAAACUGUGGCAAGGCUUGUGCCUGGAUUAACACCCAAAGAAUGUGUGAAACGGUUUGACGAGCUGAAGAGCUGCGGAAGUUCACCUGUUGACAACCAGUACAACCCUGUAAUGGCUGCUGGAGAGGGUCCUGUCGAAACCUUAGCCACUUACAUCAGAUCUUCACUUCUGGACACACAAGGAGAUUUUCAAGAGACUCCUGUUGAUCAAGAUACGGUUUCUAAAGCAGGAAGACAUAGUAUAGCCACCACAAGGAAUUGCUCUUCAGAAAGUGAAAACUGUACUGCUCGUAAUGCUGGAGAAGAGACUGGAGAAUCUGAAGGGCCAAACAUGGUGAUCCAUGUGUGUGAUGAAGCCAAGAGCCUGAAGGAAGACUUUAUUUGCCCACGAGAUCUUUUGAUAUCAGAGAUGAAGUAUUUCGCUGAAUAUCUAUCUAUGGAUGCCCAGCGCUGGGAGGAGGUGGACAUUUCAGUUCAUUGUGAUGUUCACAUUUUCAACUGGUUGAUAAAAUAUGUUAAAAGGAACACUAAGGAGAGUAAAGAUUGUGAGAUUCCCACUUUAGAGCCAGGAAAUGUCAUUUCAAUCCUUAUUUCUUCAGAGUUCUUGAAGAUGGAUUCAUUAGUUGAACAAUGUAUUCAGUAUUGCCAUAAAAAUAUGAAUGCCAUAGUAGCUGCUCCGUGCAACAUGAACUGUAUCAACGCAAAUCUUCUUACACGCAUAGCUGACCUGUUCACACACAACGAAAUUGAUGACUUAAAAGACAAAAAAGAUAAGUUUAGGAGUAAACUGUUUUGUAAGAAGAUUGAAAGACUGUUUGACCCUGAAUACCUAAAUCCAGAUUCUGGAAACAGCGCAGCAACACUCUAUCGAUGCUGUUUGUGUAAGAAACUUUUGACCAGAGAAACAGAAAGAAGAAUUCCUUGCAUCCCUGGAAAAAUCAAUGUGGAUCGACAUGGAAAUAUUAUCUACAUCCACAUAAGAGAUAAAACCUGGGAUGUACAUGAAUAUUUGAAUAGUCUUUUUGAAGAAUUGAAAUCUUGGAGAGAUGUUUAUUGGCGUUUGUGGGGCACAAUCAACUGGCUGACCUGUUCAAGGUGUUACCAGGCUUUCCUCUGUAUUGAAUUCUCACAUUGUCAGUAUCACUCAGAAGUGGUAGUUUACUCUAGCACAGUAAAUUCACUAAACACUGUGGGCACUGGAACUUACCCCUGCUGUAACCAGAAGGUUCUUCGAUUUGAUCCUACUCAGCUCACAAAGGGCUGUAAAGUGAGGGACCACAUGGUUCUUCUUCAUGAUCAAGCAGAAAGUGAUGAUUUGCUUUCUUGCCCAACUGCUAGAAUACUGGAUGAUCUGCACAAGCACAAAGAUGUCAUUGUUGUACCCUUUUUAAAAGAUGCAGUUAGUGAUCCUGGGGCUGGCUCCUGUGAUGAAAAAGGCCUGGAAUAUGAAAUUUUACUGGAACCAAAUACACCGUGGGGCUCCAAAGCUGGGGAGCUCAAUGCUUUCUUGUCACUGAAGAACUGGACUCUGCAGUUGAAACAGCAGUCGUUGUUCUCAGAAGAGGAAGAGUAUACCACCGGGUCUGAGGUCACUGAAGAUGAAGUUGGUGAUGAAGAAGAAAUUGCCAAGAAACAAAGGAAAAAGGAGAAGCCAAAGAAAUUUACUAAGCCACCAAAAAAACAACUGUCCUCACCCUGUUCUCAAAAGAAAGAGAAGACACUGGAGAAGUCAACUUCAAGAGAUGUGUCUCCUUUUGUUGUGAGUAUGCAGAAGAAUAAAUGGGACGCCACGAGAUCCUUGAGAUUCAACCAAGAUGCACAGAGAGAAGAUGAUCAGCGGCGGAUGUCUGAAAUUACAGGGCAUCUAAUAAAAAUGAGAUUGGGUGAUCUGGACCGAGUCAAGGCAAAGGAAUCAAAAGAAUUUGCAGGAGGUAUUUAUUCUAGGCUUGAAGCACAAAUCAAAGCCUCAGUGCCUGUCACUGCCCGGCAAAACAGCUCAGACAAAAACCAGAGGUCUAAAAGUCGUUUUGGUCAAGGGCGUCCUGCAUAAACCACCCUAAAUAUAAAAAGAGAGAAGGCACACUCUGGACAUCUGAAAUGCUCACUUCUUGAAGAUCUUCAAACAGUGACUGCUAGGUGCUCUAUGAGUUAUCCCUGCACACCACAUAAAUCAUGCCAGUGACUGAUAGGUGCUCUAUUAGUCAUUCCUGCAAAUCACAAAAAUCAUGCUUACACAAAUAUAUAGUUAGAUUUCAUUAAAAUCUUAACUGUAUAUAUAAAUUUUCUUAUAUAAAUUUCUCUUUGUAUAAUUCUAGGCUGUGUAGAAGAUAAUUGCAAACUUUACAUAGUUAAGAUUCCUAAUAUUUGUUACCCUUUAUUUAUUUGACAAAGAAGAGACCUAACUUGUCAAAUACCUAAGUUGGUAAGACCCUGAGAAAUUAAGGGUACAUGACUGGUAGUGUUACUAUGCAUGGACACUGAUCAUUGUAUGUUUGGGAACUGUUGUCUUAGGCAUAGCAUUGAGAAAUGAAUUUUGUAUGAUGAACUAUCCAGUAAUGUUAAAUUUAGUUUGUAUGGAUAUUAAGGAGUGACAGAUCCUGAAGCUAUGUUAAUAGAGUUUCAAGGCAAGGUUAUUUCAAUACCAUGUUGGUCAAGAAGGGUUAAUCUUUUCAGUAUUAUUACAUGGAUGGUACAAUGUUAAUUCAACUUCUGUUUCUUUCAGUUUUUCAUACUUAUCUGUAAAUCAUAUAAGCCUAAAAUCCGGUCCUUGCCUCUCUCCUGGAUGAAGCUAAGACACUCUGAAUCUGAAGCAGCAUGUGGUGGGUGUCAGGUAGUGAGUCAUUUCCUUUCUGUGGCACAGUUAGGUGCAGGCUUCCCAGAGCCAUCCGUUCCCUAAGUCUACGCAGCAUCCUCACAGCGUGUGAUUGCUAGUUACGAAGAGAUGUCUUAAAGUUCCCAGAUAGAUCAGAUGGCUGGAAACUUCAUAUGUUCAAAUAAAGCUGUUUUAUAGAUCAUGUUUUCCUUUUUUCUAACCAGGUAGAUAGCAUACUCAGGGAAAUUUUGUUGCAGACUGUAAGCAUGUACUAAGUUAUGUGUUUGUAAAUUGUUUAUAGGCUCUGAGACCCAUGAGAUGCACAGUGUUUCUAUGUUUAGUUUUUCUUUGCCUUAUGAUUCAUGUCUUCAAAUUAUUCAGAGAAUAAAUCUUGAUAACAUAACAGAACAGCAGUUGUAAAAGUUCAAGUCUUACACCUAGUUUGCACAAAAAGAAAUUAUAAUUUUUAGAAUCUUUUAGUUGCUGUAUAAAACUCUUUAAUUAUUUGAUAAUUAUGUUUUUAAUCUCUAUUUGGAAGUUUUAUUAUGGUAUACAGAUGCUUUUCAGUUAUCUGACACUUUGGAAGUAGCUUAUAUCAUAUUUAUUUUCAAGAAAGUAUUUCUUUGUAUGUGAUGUGUAAGUCCCAUGUGCUACCAGCAUUAUAAUUGGCUCCUGAAUUCUCUGAUAGAAGAAUUUGGAUUUAUAUGUGUAAGCGGCCUGCAAUCAUUGUAAUUAGAAGGGAAUAUGCACUUUUGAUUUUCACACAUCAUAAAAGUGCUCAUUGCUUCUCCCAGAGGGGGCUGGUUUACUGACUGAUGUUAGCAGACUUUAUUGAAAUCUCAUUCUAUACAGAAUAAGCUUUUUAUUUUGUAUCUAUCUGUGAUACAUGGACAGGCAGUUCUUCUGCCAAGUACUUUAAGGUUUUCCUUACAUAGAUUCUGAGUUCAAACUUACUGAAAUAAAUGGCAAUGACAAAAAGUA